GAUUUAGGGUAAACUUUAAGCCAUCCAUGAUAAAACUCGUCAGAGCUAGCUAAUGCUAAUAACGUUACGGUUGAUAACAAGCUCCACUGAAAUUUAAGAAAUUGAGGAAGUGAAAAAUAACAGUGGGACACAGAUACCGCCCAAAUAUGUAAUCCUCGCAUUGGAUUAUAGUAUUUUGCGACUAUUCUAUGUUUUUUGGCACAGAUCUGAACCGCUUAUCUGGAUAGCUAACUCUCCUGCCUCUCUCAAAACUGUCUCUUCCUCUCUCGCUUUUCAGAGGGCACAGUCGUGCUCCGGCUUCCUCAAGCCGUUUUUUUCCAAUGCUUUCCUGCCCCUCUCUAUUUAUGAAAACGUCACUUGAAGUCCCUCCCUGUUUGAAUCUCAUUAGUUUCUUGUGUGUUUCUCCCUGUCAAUAAUCCCGAAUCCAGAGUCUAUUUCCAUCCCUCUCUAUCUGUCAAUCAGCGCCGCCUUUGAACUGAAAACCACUCCGACCAACUUCAACUCACUCAAUCCGAGCGGCUCAGCUCCAUCUCCGGCUCCUUUUUCUGCCAAGAUUCCCCUCUUUUUAGUUUGUACAAACCGCCAGUCCUUGGAAAACGCUAAUACAGACCCUAAACUUUAACUCGGAUUCGGGAUCACAAAGAUCAAGGGUUUAAAAACUUUGUGUUUUUGCCCCCCAAAAUUGCUCGGGAAAAUGCCGCAGCUCAACGGCGGUGGAGGGGACGAUCUGGGAGCGAACGAUGAAAUGAUCUCCUUCAAAGACGAAGGGGAACAGGAGGAAAAAAUUUCGGAGAACUCCUCGGCAGAAAGGGAUUUAGCAGAUGUCAAAUCUUCUCUUGUAAAUGAAUCAGAAACGAAUCAAAACAGCUCGUCGGAUUCAGAGGCGGAAAGACGGCCUCCGCCUAGAUCCGAAACUUUCAGAGACAAAACCAGAGAAAGUUUAGAGGAGGCUGCGAAAAGGCAAGAUGGAGGUUUGUUCAAGAGCCCUCCGUACCCGGGUUAUCCAUUUAUAAUGAUCCCCGAUCUUACAAGCCCCUACCUUCCAAACGGAUCACUUUCUCCAACAGCACGCACAUACCUGCAGAUGAAAUGGCCCUUACUAGAUGUUCAAACAGGAAGCCUACAGAGCAGACAGGCCCUCAAAGACGCUCGCUCUCCAUCGCCGGCACACAUUGUUGGUCCCCUCUGUUUGGAAUUCCCUGGACAGACAGAUCUGAGCCUUCACCAAUUUCAGUUGUCGAAUAAAGUCCCUGUGGUACAGCACCCCCAUCAUGUGCACCCCCUCACCCCCCUGAUCACCUACAGCAAUGAGCAUUUUACUCCCGGGAACCCCCCACCCCACCUACAGACCGACGUGGACCCCAAAACAGGAAUUCCAAGACCUCCACACCCCCCUGAUAUAUCACCAUAUUACCCCUUGUCUCCGGGCACAGUAGGCCAAAUCCCCCAUCCGCUAGGAUGGUUAGUACCACAGCAAGGUCAGCCAGUGUAUCCAAUCACAACGGGCGGAUUUAGACACCCCUACCCCACUGCACUUACCGUCAACGCGUCCAUGUCAAGUUUUCUCGCCUCCAGGUUCCCCCCCCACAUGGUGCCCCCCCAUCACAGUUUGCACACCACGGGCAUCCCCCACCCAGCCAUCGUCACCCCCAACGUCAAGCAGGAGUCCUCCCACAGCGACAUCGGCUCCCUCAACAGCUCGAAACAUCAGGACUCGAAAAAGGAGGACGAGAAGAAGAAGCAGCCGCACAUAAAGAAGCCGCUGAACGCCUUCAUGCUCUACAUGAAGGAGAUGAGGGCCAAGGUGGUCGCCGAGUGUACGCUGAAGGAGAGCGCGGCCAUCAAUCAGAUUCUGGGGCGGCGGUGGCACGCACUAUCCAGGGAAGAACAGGCGAAAUACUACGAGCUGGCCAGAAAAGAGCGACAACUGCACAUGCAGCUGUACCCCGGCUGGUCGGCGCGAGACAACUAUGCGGGUAACCAACAGGGCAAGAAGAAGAAGCGGAAAAGGGACAAGCAGCCAGGAGAGGGCAGUGACCACAGAGAAUAUUUUCCAAAUCCUUGCCUUUCCCUCCCUCCGAUUACAGAUCUGAGCGCUCCUAAGAAAUGCAGAGCGCGCUUUGGCCUUGAUCAGCAGAAUAACUGGUGCGGUCCAUGCAGGUGUGUAUGAUGGUGCUCGCACACUGGCCGGGGCAGGUUGCAGCUGGUUUACAAAUUGGCGCCCCUCUCCCCUUUUCUGGCUAUUGCUCCCGCCCUCCGAAGCCUUCCCGUUUUUCUCUGCCUCUCCUUUUGGGUGAUUUCAAACAGGCCCGCGUGCGUGAAUGUGUGUGUCUGUGUGUGUGUGUAUGUGUGUGUUUGUUUCCCGUCCCUAGGCCAAAAUCCGAGCAGCAGGAUUAUAGAUCUCGUCCACAUACAGCCCUCCCUCCACACGAACCAUCUCUGGGUCAUGCAUCUGCAAAUUGUAACAUCUGAUAGUGGGUGUUUACAGAGAAAGUGGAUUUAUCUUCUCAUAAUGGCAUGUUUACAAAGAAUAGAUCAAAAGGCCUCACAGAGGAGACUUGCUGAGAAUAGGUUUUAAAGCCUGAAGAUACGGUCAUAUAAUAGAGAUGAUUACAGAUAGGUCAUAACAUCUCAUAGUAGAGAUGUUUGCAAAACACAGGUCACCAUGUCUCAUAGCAGAGAACAGGUUAUAACGCCUUAUAGCAGAAUGCUGUCAGGAACAUGUAAUAACAUCUGAAAGUCCAGACGUGCAGAGAGCUGCUUGUAAUGCCUCAGUGGUUUACGGAGCACGGGCUAGUAAGGUUCAUAGUACACUGUGUAGGUCAUAACAUCUCACGGCACACACAUUUGCAGAGAGCAACCCAUAACGCCUUCGUUAAGGCUCAAGCGUUGAGGGAGAGCUGUACGUGUAUGCGUUUUUGGGGGCGGGGUGGGUCAGUGCAUAUUGAUUGGUUGAUAGCGGAGGGUGGGGCGGAAAGCUCGGUAAGUCAGAGGGAGCUGCCAUUUGCACCAGCUGAAACCAAAGCUCCGCCUCCCUUGCAGUGUGUGCCCCAAUGACCAUGUCCACUUCUUGUGUGUGUUUUUUUUUUUUUUUUUUCCUCCCUGUUGUA
Anguilla anguilla (European eel) is the source of this 3110-nucleotide messenger RNA. It is a transcript of the gene tcf7l2, whose product is annotated as transcription factor 7 like 2. NCBI's taxonomy places the organism in Eukaryota, Metazoa, Chordata, Actinopteri, Anguilliformes, Anguillidae. The coding region runs from base 695 to 2170 and encodes 491 amino acids. The transcript is spliced from 14 exons. The record is from RefSeq and is a predicted model, not a curated record. Gene Ontology annotation, biological process: regulation of transcription by RNA polymerase II; canonical Wnt signaling pathway. Gene Ontology annotation, molecular function: DNA-binding transcription factor activity, RNA polymerase II-specific; RNA polymerase II cis-regulatory region sequence-specific DNA binding. Gene Ontology annotation, cellular component: beta-catenin-TCF complex; catenin-TCF7L2 complex.